AUGUCUGAGCGAAAAACGCUAACUCUUGAAGAUAAAAUAUCAUUAAUCAAGGAUAAUCAAAAUGGUGGAAAGUCUACCCGAGAUCUCGCUAUUGAUUAUGGAAUCUCAAAGAGUAGUGCUGCCAAUAUCAUUCGUCGAAAAGAAGAAUAUUUAUCGGACUACGGAUCCAAUUGCAACAAAAGAAUUAACCGCAAACACAAAGAUGAUGAUGGACAAAAGAUUGACGAACUGGUGUUCGAAUGGUUUACGAUACAGCGUUCUAAAAACAUUCCAAUUUCCGGACCAAUCUUACAAGAAAAAGCGAGACAAUUUGCUGAACAGUUGGGAUAUCUUCCAGAUGAGUUCAAAGCUUCAAACGGUUGGCUCGAAAAAUUUUGCGCCCGUCAUGCUAUUUCGUUUCGAUUAAUUUCCGGUGAAAGUGCUUCUGUGCAUCAUUCUACAGUCGAAGAAUGGACAAAAAGGCUUUUGACAAUAAUUGAGGGAUUCGACAAAAAUGACAUUUUUAAUGCAGAUGAGGCUGGUUUAUUUUAUCGUGCAUUACCAGAUCGUUCGUUAGUAUUGAAAAAAGAGGAGUGUAAAGGUGGAAAGAAAAGUAAAGAACGAUUGACGAUUUUAUUAUGCUCUAACUGGAGCGGAACAGAGAAGCUGAAACCAUUGGUGAUUGGAAGAAGUCAACGUCCUCGGUGUUUAAAAAACAUCAAUAUAUCUGAUCUCCCAGUUACUUGGCUUGCAAAUCGAACAGCUUGGAUGAAUCUAAAAUUGUUUACGAAUUGGCUCGCUACUCUUAAUAAUCGAAUGAAAAGAAAUGCUCGUAAGAUUAUUCUAUUUCUGGACAAUGCACCUUGCCAUAUAGUUGAUGAAACUUUUUCUAAUGUCAAAUUAGUCUUUUUUCCACCAAACACUACUUCCAAAUGUCAACCAUUAGAUCAAGGUGUCAUAAAAUCAUUCAAAUGUUAUUACCGACAAAAAUUAGUCAGACAUAUCAUUUCUCAAUGUACUACCGCUCUAACUAUCGAUCAAGUUUCUAUUAGUGUUUUAGAGGCAAUUAAAUGGAUCGAUUUAGCAUGGAAAGCAGUAACGAAUGUCACAAUUCAAGGUGGAUUUCGAGCUGCUGGUUUUAUUGAUUCGUCAUUAACGUCUUUAUCAACAAUCGAUAUUGAUAUUGCUGAUCAAACAAGUUUGCAACUAGUCAAUCAUGGUGGUUCACUUGAACAUCUUGAAGUUUUGCUGGCUCAUGUUCGAAUUGAUGGUCAGCAGCUAACAGCUGCUGAAUUUGUUGAUAUUGAUUCAUCAAUUCCCGCUUUCAAUGAAUGGGAGGACGACGUACAUUUGAAGGAUCUGAUUGAAAUUUCUCAAGGAGAUGAGAACGAAGAAGAAGAAACAAGCGUUACCAAAAAGUUACCCAAUAUAGCAGAAAUCUUAGAAAUGGUGAAAACAAUUCAUCUUUAUGCAAUACACGAACAGCCUCAGUUGCACAAUGCCUUAUAA
Molecule: messenger RNA, 1488 nt
Organism: Adineta ricciae
Lineage: Eukaryota; Metazoa; Rotifera; Eurotatoria; Adinetida; Adinetidae
Source: the annotation of a GenBank genome assembly